UGUCGGGAGAGGCGAGCUCCGACCACGUGCGCUCCUAGUCAUCCUCAAUGGAAAUCCUUGGCUCUUAAUGGCAUCAUGUCAUAAUUUUCUAUUCAAUGUCGGUGCUAGGUACAUCAACUCCAUGGUGUAAUGUGAUCUUCACUUAAAAACAAAUAAAAGGAUUUUAAACAGGGAACAGCGGAUAUUGAUUGUAACAACUGGAAAGUGUUCUGCUAUUGUAACAACUGGAAAGUGUUCUUCUAUUGUAACAACUGGAAAGUGUUCUUCUAUUGUAACAACUGGAAAGUGUUCUUCUAUUGUAACAACUGGAAAGUGUUCUUCUAUUGUAACAACUGGAAAGUGUUUUGCUGAUGAAAAAAAUCGUGAUAUUUUUGGCCGCUUCAUUGGUUUCGAAUUCGAAACAAUCAGCUUUCUAAAGUUUCGAACUGUGAAGUUUUGUAUUACAGGAAGGAUUUCAUGUCGCUGAUGCAGCCCCAUGUCAGCUGAAAUGCAGAGGUGUUGCACAUGUUAUAUCGAUUUGUGAUUGUUGUUUUGGAAUACUUUGCUUCGAAAGGAUUCUAGUGUGUUUUCAUUUUGAAGGAUAUGGCAUACAGGUUGAGUUCUCAAUGAGGAUUAUGGAGCCAUGGAAUACUACAGUGGAUAUCCUCUAUGUCCCGGAUUACACGCCAAACGGCACUGUCCUCGAAACUCUCUACUAUGUCCCACCUGGCAUCAUUGCGUUACUUGCCUUACUGUACGGGUCUAUCUCCGUCUUGGCCGUCAUAGGGAACGGAGCGGUCAUUGUGGUCAUCAUAAGGAACAGACGAAUGCAGACAGUGACCAACUUAUUCAUAGCAAACAUGGCUUGUGCCGAUGUCUUCAUAGGCAUUAUAUCCAUCCCUUUCCAAUUCCAUGCGGCACUUCUACAAAAAUGGGUGCUAGCCGCGUUCAUGUGUCCUCUGGCGCCUUUUGUACAAGUCUUGACAGUCAACGUCAGCAUAUUCACUCUAAUGAUCAUCUCAAUAGACCGAUACUUUGCCGUCAUUCAUCCUCUAAAGCACAGAGUGUCCAAGUAUAUUGCAAAGAUUAUCAUAGGUGUGACGUGGACUUUUGCCGGAGUGUCAAGCAUCCCUUGGAUACUUUUUAACAAGGUUCAAAUCGAGCAAGAUGAUAGUGACCCUGGAAAAAACAAAUCGUAUUGUGCGGAUACUUGGCCGGAUUUACGAUGGAGAAAGACCUAUACACUCUAUUUGGUGGUGAUUCAGUAUAUCAUGCCUCUGUCCGUGAUUAUGUGUGCGUACUGUAGAAUUGGAUACAAAAUAUGGGGAGCGAAAACGCCAGGAUUUGCUGUAGAUUCACAAGAUAGAAUUAUAAGUCACAAUAAGCGAAAGGUUAUAAAGAUGUUAAUCGUGGUGGUGGCGCUGUUUGCUCUCUGCUGGCUACCUCUUCAAGCAUACCACCUGUUAGCUGAAAUAGAUGAAAGAGUAAACCAGUACAAAUAUAUCAACAUCAUCUGGUUCUGUUCCAACUGGUUAGCCAUGAGUAAUUCGUGUUACAACCCUUUCAUUUAUGGCUUGUUAAGUGAAAAGUACAAACGUGCAUUCCGCCAGCUCUUCGCUCAGUGCUUCUGCCAUCCUUGUUUCGGCGACAAACAUUGCGACUCCGACGAAAACAACCGCAAGUCCACCUCAAGUCAUACGACUAGUGAAUCGACGAUCAGGAUUGGAGUAAACAAUAGCCGAUACAGACGCUACAUGAAAGUGACUAUUCAGGAUGAGGAGUCGAGCUACGUAUGAUGCUACUUCUCCUCGUUUCAAUGUUUUGUUAUUCUUUCCUCCAUCAUCGGCAUUUUGAGAAAUGUGACCUCUGCUCUUCUGCAAGAUGGACUGUUUUUACAUCCAGCCUCGUUCCUACUCGCUCAUUAUAGAAUAGCUCCGUCUGCUGAAUGGCGACAUCGACCAUCUGGGGUCUUCCCAGUGCCUGAUGCGGGUGAUCAAUCCCGCCUUGUCGAAAGAAAGGCGCUGUUGCAGCGUUUCACGAUAUUGUGACAUGGUGUCAUGCAAAGAAUCAUUUCGUCACAUUAUUAUCAAUAACGAGAUGUCACUCUAUCAUGGGAUGCAGCAACGGAAACUCUCUAUAGAUGGGAACAUUACGAGAGUUGGUGGACGGGUCCCUGGGCCAUCCCAAUCCGUGACCAAUUCAUAUUAUUAUUAUUGGUACGAUGUUUAAAGAAAAUCUUGGCUAUAAUGUUUCAAAGGACUAUUGGCACUUAAUGGAUUUCGAUAAAUUCAAGAUGGCACUCGGGAUCCAAGAUGGCUGCCGAGAAUCAAGAAAUAUCUCUCCUCGUGCUAAUAGGUAAUAAGUUAUCUACAGCUCUUAGCUUCAUGUAUUGGUAUUUUAACCAGCGAAAUGGAGAAAUAGCCCACCGACCUACUUUAAGCCACACAUAACAUGGACUGAAUAUGGUGAUAAACAUCCUCUCAAUGUGUUAACUGGGAUCUGUGCCUUUUGUAAAAAUAUAUCUUCUCACUACUGUUGAAAUCAUGUCAAUUUUUGUGAUGUUACUGAUAAGUGAGCAAAAUAAUGCGUAAGUAUUGUAAAAUUGUCCUUCAAAGUGAUUUUUCCCACUUGGCAACCUUACUUCACAAAGGGAAUAAAUUUCACUUCAAGCUACCGUAAAACAGGGUUUCAACCUUCCCAAAAGUGGCAUGAAAUGGCCCACACCUUUCCUCAAUGAAUUGAACCACCUCUGGCUACACAGGUCAGUCUGUCGCUCGUUCCAGAAGUUGGGGGACAAUAUUCCAUUUCAGGUACGGUAGUUCUGUCGCUGUUGUUAGUCAUUUGUUCAUCGUAUUAAGACAGUAGCCACCUGUUAGUGAUUUUAAUUUUAUCUUAAGUAUCUUUUAUUGUCUUCCAAAGCAACCCUUUAGCUAUAGUGAGGUACACCUAACAUAAGUAUGCGAAUUACAAAGACUUGUAUCCUAUUAGAAUACAAUUAAGUGAGGCUGCGACCAAUGCACAGACUGUGGCUUCACUGUAUAUGAUCGAAACCUACGAGACCAUGGUCUUCGUUAUCAAGAACACUAAUGUUAUUGAAAACGGCGCGGUGCUUUGAAUUCUUUUGUUUGUACUGGUGUGAUAUUUAACAGAACCCAACUUCCCUCUUUUGUAUUCCAUCAGUCAUGUUUUUCAAUAUUCAUAAUUGAAUGUAGAAUAUGGUAUAGAUAUAUGGUAUGUAAACCCAUUGAUUAUGAUCAUGACACUAAAUAAAUUUGUGGAUAUCUUUUGUUA
Messenger RNA from Lineus longissimus, 3270 nucleotides. Its product is annotated as neuromedin-K receptor-like. Bases 606 to 1775 code for a protein of 389 amino acids. Gene Ontology annotation, molecular function: neuropeptide binding; neuropeptide Y receptor activity. The record is from RefSeq and is a predicted model, not a curated record. Gene Ontology annotation, biological process: G protein-coupled receptor signaling pathway. NCBI's taxonomy places the organism in Eukaryota, Metazoa, Nemertea, Pilidiophora, Heteronemertea, Lineidae. Gene Ontology annotation, cellular component: neuron projection; plasma membrane. The transcript is spliced from 5 exons.